AUGGCUCACAAGGAACUUGCAAGGACCAUCAUAGGAGUAAUUGGAAACGUCAUAUCCUUUGGCAUGUUUGUCUCCCCGACGCCCACAUUCGUAAACAUAGGGAAAGCCAUGUCUGUUCAACAUUUCAAGCCAGACCCCUACCUUGCCACAACAUUGAAUUGUGCAAUGUGGGUGUUCUAUGGCCUUCCAAUCGUCAAGAAGGAUAGCAUUUUGGUUUCAACGAUCAACGGUGCUGGACUUAUAAUUGAGGCCAUCUUUGUCACCUUGUUCAUCAUCUAUUCCAAUUGGCAAAAACACAAAAAAAUCUUCCAUUUUCUUGCAGGUGAAGAAGUGAUUUUGGCCAUAGUCAUCAUCAUCGCCUUAAGGGCUCCGGAUGGUAGCAAUAGGUCAUUAUUUGUCAGCGUCUUGCACACAAUCCUCAAUGUUGGGAUGUACUUUUCACCAUUGACUGUUAUGUGCAGCGUAAUUAAGAUAGAAUGUGAGAUACAUGCCAUUCUCAUCGUCGCUUGCUAA
Coffea arabica (coffee) is the source of this 513-nucleotide messenger RNA. The record is from RefSeq and is a predicted model, not a curated record. Lineage: Eukaryota; Viridiplantae; Streptophyta; Magnoliopsida; Gentianales; Rubiaceae.